GUUCAGAGGAACAUUAAGAGAGAAACAUGGCAGAAGAAGCUCCAGCAGCGGCGCCGGCCAAAGCCCCGGCCAAAGCCCCGAAGAAGAAGGCGGCGUCCAAGGCCAAGAAGGAUGGACCCAGCCUGUCCAAGCUGAUCGUGGCGGCCGUGGCCGAGUCCAAGGAGCGCAAGGGCAUGUCUCUGGCGGCGCUGAAGAAGGUGCUGGCCGGCAAAGGCGUGGAUGUGACGAAGGCCAACAAGCGCAUCAACACCGCCGUCACCAAGCUGGCGACGGCAGGAACCCUGAGCCAGACCAAAGGCACCGGGGCGUCGGGCUCGUUCAAGCUGGCGAAGGAGAGCAAGGCGGCCAAACCAGCCAAGAAGGUGGUGAAGAAGAAGGCUCCGGCUAAGGCCAAGAAGCCCGCUGCCGCCAAGAAGGCCAGCACCCCCAAGAAAAGUGCGGCUAAGAAACCGGCCGCCAAGAAGUCCCCGAAGAAGGCUGCGGCCAAGAAAUCCCCCAAGAAGGUGGUGAAGAAGAGCCCUAAGAAGGCGGCUGCCGCCAAGAAGCCAAAGGCUGCUGCUAAGAAGCCUGCAGCCAAGAAAGCUGCAGCCAAGAAGCCCGCAGCUAAGAAGGCCAAGAAGUAAAGCUGCAAGACCAGCACUCAGUGCACCAAAGGCUCUUUUCAGAGCCACCACAUCCACCAUUAAGACCUGAUUCCUGCUCAGCAGCUCAUGAAUUUACUGUUUAAAUGCAUGGAUAUUAAUAGUUAAUCUGGGUUAAAACAGCUUCUCCCCAAACGCAGCCUUAGAUGUGCAGCUAGAUGAGAUUAAACCGCUUACAUUGAUUUAGACAAUUUAAUGGAAUAAUAUGCGCCUUUUCAACAUAAUGCUGUUCUCAGUAACCUGACAAAGCAACAUAGAGUUCAUAGCUGAGCACACAGAUGCUAGAAAUUUAUGUUUUUAGUUCAGUUUCUUAUUUUUUUUAGCACGUCAUAGUGUAGAUAUAAACCACUGAAAUAAAAACUUUGUACAUAUUUAUAUUUAUGGAUUUAAACUGAAAACCCAAUAUUUCCAACUCAAAUGAAACUAACUAAACAUACUUUAGAAUUGUAGAGGUUCAUUUGUUCAGUAUCUCUCAUAUUCCUGAUGGAUUCUUUUAUUUCAUAAAGAAUUUUAAUUUUUGUAUUAGGGAUACAUUAAAUUAAACACACUUUCAGUUUU
Molecule: messenger RNA, 1199 nt
Organism: Fundulus heteroclitus (mummichog)
Lineage: Eukaryota; Metazoa; Chordata; Actinopteri; Cyprinodontiformes; Fundulidae
Product: histone H1-like
Exons: 1
Coding region: 27-623 (198 amino acids)
Biological process (GO): nucleosome assembly
Cellular component (GO): nucleosome
Molecular function (GO): structural constituent of chromatin; DNA binding
Source: RefSeq, a predicted model, not a curated record